UUAAUGAAUCCUCUAUUGUACAAAAAGAAUUGUUAUUCAUGGAAGUAAUCAUGGCUCCAUCACUGUUUGCCGCAAUUUGCUUUGUGCUGUCCAGGUUCAUAGUAUGAUUGUUAAAGUUACAAUGAAGAACUCUUAUAAUCUGCCAGAUGAUUUGGUAAGAGGUAUACUAGUAACGCUUCCUGUGAAAUCUCUUUUGCGAUUCAAAUGCGUUUGCAGAAAUUGGUGCGCUCUUAUUACAAGCUCUUCUUUUGUGAAUGAGCACCUUCAUCACAAGGAAAAUCCAACUCGUUUCUUAAUAUACACUCGUGAUCCAUAUCCCUAUAUUUCUAUCAACACUUUUAUGCUGCCCGAAAAAAUAUCCUCCAGUGUUACUCCUAUGCUUAAAAAGCCUAGUUAUUUACAAAUCCCUGGAAUGUUGAAGAUCGGUGGUCACGUUGAUGGGAUAUUUUUCUUGAGGUCUGAAAAUAGUAUGGCUCUGUGGAAUCCAGCUACGAGAGAGUUCAGACCUCUUCCACCAUAUCUCCUCAAAUUAUGUGGUGGUGAUAAAUUUGGUUUUGGAUUUGAUUCAUUAAGUUGCGAUUACAAGGUGAUGCAAAUUGUGGAGGAACACAAUUAUGUGAAAGAAAGUUGGAAUGGGCUUGCUGCCGUUUACUCAUUAAGUAACGACUGUUGGAGAAAUCUGACAUUCAACAUUGACAUCAAUAGUAAAAUUUUGUUUAAUUCAUUGUGCUCGACCUGUGUGAAUGGAGUUUAUUAUUGGUGUGCAGCAAAGGCAACUGAAGUCAUUCCUCAUGAUACCUAUGAAAAAGUAAUACUACUUGUAUCUUUUGACAUGCAUAAUGAAGUGUUUGGUGAGAUCCCAGGGCCUGACAUACUUGUAAAAAGUCUUCAUGCUGGUUCUCUUACUCUCUAUAACGAAUCUCUUUGCCUGCUAGUUCAUGGGUACGAUGAUCAAGAGCGUCCUUCCAUUGAUAUAUGGCUGAUGAAUGACGAAAAGCUGUGGACUAAAGUUAUGAAUGUGAUAGUGCCGAUACCUGCGUAUUAUGACCCUCGCUGUCGUGGGUUUUGGGGUCAUGAUAAGGUUAUUCUUGAACAUAAAGGUCAACCUAUACUAAUCUACGAUACCAAAUCCCAUGAAUUUACAAAUCUUUUUCAUAGAGAAGAGAAGACUAAGAGAACGCGAGUUUCAAGUUACAGGGAGAGCCUAGUUUCCAUCAAAAAGUAAAAAUGUGUGCGUGUGAGAAAACGAGUUUAAUAGGACUUUGCCGUUCAGUUGAUCUUUGAUUGGGAGUAUUGAGAUAAUGUGCACUCUCAAAUCUGUUGAGAAUGAAGAAAGAUAAUUGUUUGUCUA
This is a messenger RNA of Capsicum annuum, 1351 nucleotides long. Its product is annotated as F-box/kelch-repeat protein At3g23880-like. The record is from RefSeq and is a predicted model, not a curated record. The transcript has a single exon. Bases 104 to 1225 code for a protein of 373 amino acids. NCBI's taxonomy places the organism in Eukaryota, Viridiplantae, Streptophyta, Magnoliopsida, Solanales, Solanaceae. Gene Ontology annotation, molecular function: protein binding.